AUGAGAUAUUUCUCGACUCGGGGAGGGGGCGACACGCUUUCCUUCGAAGAGGCUGUAUUAACAGGAUUGGCGCCGAAUGGUGGCCUGUACAUCCCAGAACGCAUCCCACAACUUCCCGCCAACUGGAGAUCAGAAUGGAAAUCCUACACUUUCCAGGAGCUAUCAGUGGCGGUUCUCUCUCUGUUCAUUUCCUCAGAGGAAAUAUCGCAAGCCGAGCUGAAAUCGCUUGUCGAGAAAUCAUACAGCACGUUCCGACAUCCCGACGUGACACCGCUGAAGCAACUCGGCAGCGCUACUUACAUACUAGAGCUAUUCCACGGGCCGACAUAUGCGUUCAAAGAUGUGGCUCUUCAGCUGUUGGGCAAUCUCUUUGAGUUUUUCCUACUUCGACGGAACGCGCAAAAGGGGCAAGGGGCUAAACCAGAGCAAUUGACGGUUGUCGGUGCGACGAGCGGUGACACUGGAAGCGCUGCGAUAUACGGACUGCGGAACAAAGCCAACAUAUCUAUCUUUAUUUUACACCCGAAGGGCCGAGUAUCUCCUAUACAGGAGGCACAGAUGACCACUGUCACCGAUGCCAACGUACAUAACAUUGCCGUCAAGGGUACCUUUGAUGACUGCCAGGACAUAGUUAAGGCACUGUUCGCCGAUAAGGUGUUCAACGAUGCAUAUCGCCUAGGAGCAGUGAACUCAAUCAACUGGGCUCGCAUUCUGGCUCAGACAGUAUACUAUUUCCUCGCCUACUUCCACAUCCAUUCCCAACUCACAGAAACCACCGAUUUCGAAAUUCAAUACGUCGUGCCGACUGGGAAUUUUGGAGACAUCCUCGCUGGUUACUAUGCCAAGCAAAUGGGCUUACCUAUGGGUAAACUCGUCGUUGCAACAAACGCUAACGACAUUCUUGCAAGAUUCUGGAAGAGCGGAAGAUACGAGAAGAUUGACUCGACGGCGAUAGUCGAUGCUUCUGACCCCACGACCCCUGCGAACGGUGCCUCCGAUGGGAAGCAAACUUCUGGCGGCGUGAAAGAGACUUACAGUCCCGCAAUGGACAUCCUUGUUUCAAGUAAUUUCGAACGCUUGCUUUGGUACCUUGCGAACGAAUCGGCCGAAGGCUCCAAUGAAAAAGAUAGAAGACAGCACGCAUGUGCUAUGGUUGAUGACUGGAUGAGAAAGGUCAAGCAAGAUGGCCGUAUGGAGGUCCCACCCGCUGUUCUGGCCGCCGCACGGAGAGACUUUGUUGCCGAGAAAGUGACCGAUGAUUUGACGCUCAAAACUAUCAAAUCAUAUUUUGAAGGGACCCCAUCUUAUAUCGCGGAUCCGCAUACCGCCAUCGGUUUGGCCGCUGCGCAGAUCGUCGCCCCAGAAAACUCCGCGAAUACUCGGCAAAUCAUUCUCUCUACGGCCCAUCCAGCGAAAUUCUCCGAGGCGGUAUCCCGGGCCCUGGAACAGUCAGCGCAAUUCAAUUUCGAGCGUGACGUUCUCCCUGAGGAGUUUCGUGCGCUAUCAUCAAAAGAAAAGAGGAUCAUCGACGUAGAACGACCUGAAGUGGAGUUGGUAAAGCGCGUCAUCAUGCAGCAUAUGGACAUAAAGAAUACAACUCCACUUCAAGAAAAAGGAAGCAGCAUCUAG
Pleurotus ostreatus (oyster mushroom) is the source of this 1629-nucleotide messenger RNA. RefSeq names its product threonine synthase (gene THR4). The record is from RefSeq and is a predicted model, not a curated record. Gene Ontology annotation, molecular function: threonine synthase activity; pyridoxal phosphate binding. The coding region runs from base 1 to 1629 and encodes 542 amino acids. Lineage: Eukaryota; Fungi; Basidiomycota; Agaricomycetes; Agaricales; Pleurotaceae. The transcript has 6 exons. Gene Ontology annotation, biological process: L-threonine biosynthetic process.